AUGCACGGAGCGCCUCCGGGUUCGCACACGCGCGCGCGCGCGCACACCCUGGCUCGAGUACACCAGCCCCGCUGGGCCGGCUCCCAGUUGCAGAACACAUUCCAUUCUUCGCGCUCAGGCACACCCCUCCGCAGUGACGAUUGGUCGGGCCGAGCCCCCUCGGCCGCCGCCACCGCCGCACUUCCUGGGACCGCUGCGCCGCAGUCCGCGGGCAGGUGGCGGGUGCGCCCGGCCGCAGUCGCCCGGCUCUGGCCCCUAUCGGGCCGCGGGCGUCCGGGCUCCAGAGGCCGCCUGGCUGGGCGCCCUGUGCCUUUUGUCUGGCGCAGAGCCGGCGUUUGCAUCACAUUUCGUAUACCUCCCUCUCUUUUUUUGCCUCUCCUUCUGCCUCCCGCUCACAUCGCCUCCCUACUCCCGCCACCGUCCCCCCGCCGGACUGCUAGCCUCCUAGACCAAAGCCUGAGGACGUCUUUGCCCGAGCGAUGUCCCUUCUCCAGAAAGUUGCCACCGCCGCCGCCGCCACUGCCGCCGCUGGGCGGUGAAACAAAGUCUGGCGGGGCCGCCUCCCUGUGCAGGAGCGCACCAGUGCCUAGCGGCUGGACUCUGCUGCCGGGCGUCCCGCCUUCUCCCGGGGAGCCCGAAACGCGCCAGGCCAUGGCCGAGGGCGCGGCCGGCAGGGAGGAUCCGGCGCCGCCUGACGCGGCGGGGGGCGAAGACGACCCCCGAGUGGGCCCGGAUGCCGCCGGGGACUGCGUGGCGGGGGCCUCUGGGGGCCGGAUGAGGGACCGUCGCAGCGGGGUCGCACUGCCGGGCACCGCCGGGACCCCAGCGGACAGCGAGGCGGGCCUCCUGGAGGCGGCACGGGCGACCCCUCGGCGCAGCAGCAUCAUCAAGGUUCUCAUGCUCCAACAACAGUGGCUACCUUCCUGUCCCGCGAAUGUACCAAGUAUGUACUACCCCAGAGUUUUGCUCUGGAACAUUCGUUCUCAUUUUUGCAUGGCUAACCCUUUCUGUAUUAGUCAGGGUUCUCCGUAGAAGGAGAAUCAAUUGGUUUUUUAUAUUUUUAAGGAGAUUUUAUUAUGGAGAAUUAGCAUAUGCAAAUAUGGAGACCACAGUGUGCUGUCUACAAACUGGAGACCCAAGACAGCUGGUGGUAUAGUUCAGUCUGAGUCCGAAGGCUGAGAGCUAGAGGAAUUGUCAGUGUGAAUCCCAGUCCGAAGGCAAGAGAAGAUGAAAUGAGAUUUCCUAGCUCAAGCGGUGAGACAAGAAACAGGGAAGUGGGGACAAAUUCCUCUUUCUUCCAUGUUUUGUUAUAUUCAAAAUGGAUUGACUGAUGCCCACAGUGGGGAGGGCAAUAUGUUUUACUGAGUCCACUGAUUCCACUGCUAAUCUCAUCCGCAAACCUUCACAAACACACCCAGGAACGAUGUUUAAUCUGGACAUCCCUUGCGUGGUCCCGUCAAGUUGACACAAAAAUUAACCAUCACACCUUCCCGCAGUUUGGGUUUCAGCUCGAACGAUUUCCCCUCAGAUAGGCCCUUUCUGACCAUCUUUCUAACUUCAUGUCCAAGACAUCCUUUGUCUUGCUAUCUAAUUAUAUUCAAUUCAGGGCUUGACAUGUACUUCCACCCUGAUCCUCUAAAUAGACAAAAAAUUUGGCCAUGUGCUGAAUUGACCACAGUGUGGAGGAAGAUGUAUUCUGCCGCAUCAUCAGUGGUGAGUAAAUGCAUUGGCGAAAACCUCUAUAGAGGGCACUUGUACAGUAUCCACUAUACUUCAUGAGGAAAAGAGACUAUGGCCAAAGUAGGAGUUCAGUAACUUGUUGAAAGAACGGUGAAUUUGAAGAUUAAAUCACAGAGUAUCUGAUUCCAGUUCUUUUUGACUUCCUUUUUUUCUCCAUAGCUUUCAUCCCAUAUUUAAAGUGUCCUCUGCUAAGAUGCCAACACAUAUCCUUUGAAGUGAAAUUUCUGGCUGGGUGCAGUGGCUCAUGCCUGUAAUCCCAGCACUUUGGGAGGCUGAGGCAGGUGG
Molecule: messenger RNA, 2025 nt
Organism: Rhinopithecus roxellana (golden snub-nosed monkey)
Lineage: Eukaryota; Metazoa; Chordata; Mammalia; Primates; Cercopithecidae
Exons: 3
Coding region: 1-1032 (343 amino acids)
Source: RefSeq, a predicted model, not a curated record